AUGGCAGGAGAAGACGAUCAACCUAAAUGUCCUGUGGAUCAUUCAGCUAGAUCAUCAUGGAUACUGAAAGCUUUAUGGAGUGAACCUGACCAAUCCAAACCUGAAAUUAGUAAUACCCCAUCUACAUCCAUACCAACCUCAUCACCAUCAUUAGCAAGUACAACAGCACAAUCUGCAUGUCCAGUAGAUCAUUCUACUAGAGAGGCUUGGAUUAAGAAUGUAUCUGUUUCCACCGUAGAAGCCAUCGAAGUUGAUUCUACCAAUAAAUCAUGUUCAUCUGCUGAAUUAACCAAUACCCUUCAAGAUACCACCACAUCCAAUAUUGCCCUUCCAACUGAUAGAGAUAUAAGUUCGAUUCCUCGUACAUCAUCCGAAUCGAAUUGGAUUUAUCCUUCUCAGAAACAAUUCUAUGAAGCUAUGAAACGAAAGAAUUGGAAUCCAGAAGCAACCGAUAUGAAAACCGUCGUGCCUAUUCAUAAUGCUGUGAAUGAGAGAGCAUGGACUCAUAUUUUACAAUGGGAACAACCUACUUAUUCUAAGACUAUAGAGCAAUGUGGAGGGAUAACGUUGACUAGUUUUAAAGGAGAUCUGAAGAAAUUAACUCCAAGAGCCUGGUUCAAUUCGACAUUUUUAGGAUAUCAAAAGCCAUUCGAUAGACAUGAUUGGACCAUUAAUCGUUGUGGAGUCGAUGUAGAGUAUGUGAUUGACUUCUAUGGAGGGGCAGGUCAAGGAGCAAGUUUUUACUUGGAUGUUAGACCAAAGAUAAAUACGUGGGAAGGGUUUAAAUUACGGGUGUUUAGAUCUUUGAAUUGGAAUUGA
Scheffersomyces coipomensis is the source of this 819-nucleotide messenger RNA. RefSeq names its product cytochrome c1 heme lyase (gene CYT2). Lineage: Eukaryota; Fungi; Ascomycota; Pichiomycetes; Serinales; Debaryomycetaceae. The record is from RefSeq and is a predicted model, not a curated record. Gene Ontology annotation, cellular component: mitochondrion. The coding region runs from base 1 to 819 and encodes 272 amino acids. Gene Ontology annotation, biological process: cytochrome c-heme linkage. The transcript has a single exon. Gene Ontology annotation, molecular function: holocytochrome-c synthase activity.